CGGCAAUCCUGUAAACCAUUGCUAGAAAUGGCGUUCAUUCAGCCAUGAAAUACUUAAAUUAAAGUUAUCAUAACCAUAAUGUAUCAGUCCGAAAGUUAUUUUAUUUGAAGAGUUGAUUUUCUAAAACGCCUUGGGUGUUUUUCCAAUAUAUCAGAACAAAUGCGCAUGUCUGUAUGGCCAGCUGGCGCAGUGCCAGUAACCAGCUGCAUCAUGGGAGGUGUUGCGGACAGGAGUACCAUUCCCCUCUUCCCCCUCUUGUUUGCCCGGGCAAAGUUUUGUCUCCCGGCCAAGCAUGUUAUGCUGAAGCCGGGGCCGCUUAGGAGAGAGUCGAAAAUAAUGGUGCUAGGCUUACUACGCAACUCAGUUGAGAGACUAAAAUUUGAAAUAUUGUGUGGUAUAUCAUAUGUAUGUAUAUAUAACAUUAGAUUCUGGAUAAGUUAAUUUUACUUUUAUUAGUACCUGGAAAUAGAGGUUAAUAAAUUAAAAAAAUAUAGGCAACGUCCGCUAUCCUUUAUAUCAUUCUAAGAAUGUCCCAUGUGCUGUGUAAGCUUUAGGAAAUUUAUUUUUUAUUUAACGACCCUUUAAGUUGGAUAUAGAUUGACAAAAAUAUUCAUUUUGAUUCUUUUUUGCCCAUAUUUCGUUGAGAUUCUGGUCUAAAUGCCCUGAAAAACAUUUAUUAUAGGGAUUUAUGAAUAAGAAUGAAGUUUUCAAGAUUGCUUCAAAAACUUGGAUGUAUAUUCAAAUAGUUUCUGUUCAGUCAUAUUUAUGUAAAUCGACUGAACGAGAAACAUUCCACUCCCUAGUCCCCACCCCACAAGCAGGCGGAUGCUUCGGCAUCUGCGCAUGCGCUGCAAGUGUCCAGACCUUGACGUAGGAAGCUGAGGCCCCGUAGUAGGCUUAAACAAUCGUGAGCUGCCUUCUUGUUCGCCCCUUUCUGCUGCUUGCUUGUUUGCAGGAAUCAUUGAGUUUGUUCGUGCUCGGUAAAUUUUCUUGUUUUAAAUUCGUUCCGAUAUUAUUUGCUCACUGAUCAGUUCAAUUUCAACAAAAUAUGGACUGGUACUAUUUCUAAUCGCGUUCGUGACGUUUUAAUAUAUCGUUUUGAGUGGAAUCCUUAUGGACGACAUCGAAUUUUCAGUGUAUGGUGUCAAUUUUAAGAAGAAAUCAUGUGAGCUGCCUCAAUGUGAUUUGAGAUGAAACGGAGGGUGGAGGAGCCAUUGGCACAAGUGAAGCACGAGCCUGGCACGGUGUACCGCGGGGGGCAGCCCCUCUCCCCGCGCGUCCUGGAGUCUGUCUCUGGGACUGUGCAGUUCUCGCUUCAACCCACCUUUAAUUCAGUGAUGCCUGGUGCCACUGCUACCACCACACCUGGCAAGGGUGGCAGUGGCUGCAUACAAGCUGCUCCGGUCUCCAGCAGCACGCUGCAAACUCAUGUUUUGCAUAUGCCCUCUCACCAGCCAUCACUGCGACACAAGGUACAUACGAGCACUGCCAAUACUCCAGCAUCAGUUACUGGAAGUCCAGCUGUAUCGUCUACUACUGGUCAGCAGCAGUUUCAGAGGCUGAAAGUGGAGGAUGCCUUAUCGUACCUGGAUCAAGUAAAGUUCAAAUUUGGCAAUCAGCCACAAGUGUACAAUGAUUUCCUUGAUAUCAUGAAAGAGUUCAAGUCUCAGAGCAUUGAUACACCAGGCGUUAUUCACAGAGUUUCAACCUUAUUUAAAGGUCACCCAGAGUUGAUUGUUGGUUUCAAUACAUUUCUGCCACCUGGAUACAAAAUAGAGGUCCAAUCCAAUGAACAGGGUUAUGCUUUCCAAGUGUCGGUCUCCAUGCCAAGUCCGACGUCCACUACUACACUCGUGCACACACCGGGCUCAGUGACGCACCAGACCGUGAUCCCAACGACCAGCCCGGUCACCAUCACCAACACCGUGACUCUGUCCGGGCCACCUCCAGCUAGCGGGACCAAGUCUCCAAGUCUGCCAACUGUGCACAGCACGAGCGUGGCCAGCACCCCGGCGAUAGUCCCUCCGGCACCCAACCACGGGUCCCCGCUGUUCGCGAGCCACCCCUCCCCCGCGACGACGCCCAACAACGUGGGGAACAGCCACGCGCACCACAACAACAGCCACCACCACGCCCUGGCCCAGGCACACCAGGCGGUGUCCCAGGCGCUCAGCAGCAUGGAGUCGGGCGUGCCGCACGCCACGCCCCAGAGCCAGCCCGUCGAGUUCAACCACGCCAUCAACUACGUGAACAAGAUCAAGAACCGCUUCCAAGGCCAGCCCGACAAGUACAAGCGCUUCCUGGAGAUCCUGCACACGUACCAGAAGGAGCAGCGCACGGCCAAGGACGGCACGCCCAACCCGGGCAAGCACCUCACCGAGGCAGAGGUGUACUCGCAGGUGGCCAAGCUGUUCGAGCACCAGGAGGACCUGCUCGCAGAGUUUGGCCAGUUCCUGCCCGACGCCACCAGCCACCAGUCCUUCCUGGUUUGUUCUUCCAACCAGAGCGGCAAGGGCAGCAGUAGUGACCACGCGGGACUGGUGAAGAAGCCAACGAGCGUGAAGCCAGGCUACAACAACCUAUGUAGCCCACUGGAUCCAGUCGUGAACGUGGACCGCAGCCUGGGAUCGGGCAACAAGUUUGGGCACAACGGCAACCAGGUGAAGAGAUCGCCGUCCUUCUCGGGCACCCCAGUGCAUGGCCCCCCUGUCAAGAAGCACAAGGUGGCAACCUUGAGGGACAUCUCGCUGGCCGAGGCAUGCAAAUACGGCACCUUAACCGAAUACGCGUUCUUCGACAAGGUUCGUAAAGCCUUUAGAUCUAAUGGUGCCUACCAGAACUUUCUACGUUGCCUUAUUCUAUACAACAACGAAAUCAUAUCGAAAGUUGAACUGGUGCAGCUGGUCACUCCCUUUCUCGGCCGUUUCCCAGAGUUGUUCAGGUGGUUCAAGGACUUUGUGAGGUACAAUGACACUCCAUCAGCCGGACCACCUGGGGUGCAGAAGUCUCCAUCGCCUUCAGCUGGAUUGGACGUUGUUCCAAACCUGGGGAGACAAGACCGACCAACGGGGGAUUUGGCAAUGGAGAUAGAUUAUACAUUGUGCAAGAGAUUAGGAGCCAGUUACUGUGCGUUACCAAAGUCGUACGUUCACCCAAAGUGUUCUGGGAGGACACCACUUUGCAAAGAAGUCCUAAAUGACACGUGGGUGUCAUUUCCUACCUGGUCGGAAGAUUCCACCUUUGUAACAUCUCGGAAAACUCAGUAUGAAGAAUACAUCUAUCGCUGUGAAGAUGAAAGGUUUGAGUUGGACGUUGUCAUUGAGACAAAUGCGUCAACAAUACGGGUGCUGGAGGGUGUCAAUAAAAAGCUCCAGCGAAUGUCUUCUGAAGAUGCUGCCAAAUAUCGAUUGGAUGACAAUUUGGGAGGAUCUUCCCCCACCAUUCAUCAGAGAGCUUUGAAAAGGAUAUAUGGUGACAAGGCACCAGACAUCAUUGAAGGUCUCAAAAAGAAUCCAGUUAUAGCAGUCCCUGUGGUUCUUCGAAGGUUAAAAGCGAAAGAGGAAGAGUGGAGGGAAGCAAAAAAAGGCUUCAACAAAAUCUGGCGUGAGCAAAAUGAAAAAUUUUAUCUCAAGUCUCUAGACCACCAGGGGAUGAAUUUCAAACAGAAUGACAUCAAAGCAUUGCGCUCAAAAAGUUUAUUCAAUGAAAUUGAGAGUCUUUUUGAUGAGAGGCACGAGCAGGCGGACGAGCGCUCCACAGACCCGUCCGGUCCCCACCUUGUGCUGCGGUACAAGGACAAGAGCGUGCUGGACGACGCAGCCAACCUCCUCAUCCACCACGUCAAGAGGCAGACCGCCAUCCACAAGGAGGACAAGCAGCGCAUCAAACAGCUGCUGAGGCACUUUGUGCCCGACAUGUUCUUCCACCCUCGUCAGGAACUGAGCGAGGACGAGCGCGAGGACGAUGAUGAGAAGGAUGAAAAAGACGAUGUGGACAUGGAAGGAUGUACAAAUAGCAAUAGUAAUCUCACAGUUCCUGUCAGUUGCGGGCUGAGGGGCAGGAAGGCAGAUCCCGUGAAGAAAGAGCCGGACGCUGGGGGAGGAGACAUGUCCGACAAUGUGGACAUCAAACCCCUCCCCCAUGCUCUUGCCUCGAACCCGGAUGAAUGUUACACCCUGUUCUUCGGAAACAACCACUGGUACUUGUUUCUGCGGCUGCACCAAAUCCUCUGCGAGCGGCUAACCAAAAUGUAUGACCAUGCAGUAGCGCUGGCUGCGGAAGAAGCCAAAUACCAGGUCGACCGGAAGGAGUCCACCGCGGUGGCGCUCAGACUUAAGCCUACAAUUGUUCCAGGUGGAAUCAAAGUGGAGGACUAUUACCUGACGUUUCUAGAUAUGGUGAAGAAUGUAUUGGACGGGAACAUGGAAAACAAUACGUAUGAAGACACGCUCAGAGAGAUGUUUGGCAUUCAUGCGUACAUUGCCUUCACACUGGACAAGGUGGUGUCCUACGCUGUAAGACAGUUGCAGCAUCUGGUCUGCGACGAGCUGUGCCAGAUGUGCACGGACAUGUUCCACCAGGAACAGAGGCACGGCGGCACUGGUGGGCCGUGCGGCAUGGCCCACUUGAGGGCAGCCACGGAGUUGGCCUACCAGCGCCGAGCUGAGCACAGCCUGGCCGAGGAGAACUGCUUCAAGAUAUGCUUGUACAAAAUAGACUGCAAGUUGACCAUAGAGCUGUUGGAUACGGAGAUAGACGAAACAUCUCCACCCUGUGAGGCUGGCAAGUGGUCCUAUGUGGAUAGAUUUGCAAGCAAUGGUGUUGAUGGAGGAGGAGAUACAAUGACUCUGAGCGGAGAUGAAGUGCAUUAGGAGAUAUUUCGUGACUGAUUUGGGCCCGCUGCAGGUACUGUUUGCCCACGCCCAUGUGAGUGGUCACGUUUCAGUCGACACACACAUCUUACAAGCAGCUGUUUCAGAUGACCGUUUGCCAAGGUAAAACUUAUCAACUAAAGCUCAUAGCAUUGUGCGGGGGGGAGGGGGGAGGAGUUAGCAUGGAGACACUAAUAAAAAUCUGGCCAAAUACAAAGAAAAAAAUUUCUUUACAUACAUAAAUUACAUUCUCUGUUUAAUAAUACAAAACUUAAAUGUUACUGAAUAGUAGAAAUUGUUAAUAGUGAAAAUAAUUUUACAAUUCAUAACCUAAAUGAGCACUAUUGUUAUGCUACGUAUCCUACAUAUCCUAACGAGUACGUAGGCAUAAGUGAGCAAUAUUUAUCUGGCGUAAACUGGACCUAUACAAUACGUAAACUGAUUCCAUGCAUAGCUUAAUAAACGUUGUACAGUGCAGUUUUCCAAGUCAACUUUCUCAUGUGUAAGAAAUAAUUCAUACAUAAAUAACAAAAGUACCAACAGCAGCCAACUAUGCGAGAAUAAAUUAUUUCUGGUAUUAAUUUUGUCAUGAAUUUGUAUUUUAGCAACAUUUAAUAUCAGUUUAACAUAAAAGUGCUUUCUUGGUGUCUCAUUCUAAUUAAGUUAAAUGCAGAUGUAUCAUGUGCCAUUUUUAUAGUCAGUCAUGGCAAUAUGCAGUAGCUUUAUGUUGGCUUUUUUGGACUAAUUGUAUUAUUACAUCUGGACUAUCAUUUUAAUUAGAACAUACCAGUCUGGUAGAAUAUUCAUGUUUUAUUUACAUACAUGAAAUUUUCUUUUGAAUUGGACACAUUCUGGUCAGGUACAGUAUAUCUAUUUUAUGUUAAUAAUUAUUUGGAUCUCCUUGCAACCAGAACGCCCUAAAUGUUAAAGAGAAUGUAACGAAAAUCUUCUAAACAGUAAAACCAUAGCAAUAUGGGGGAAAAUGUACAAUAAAAAUGCAUAUUCAUAUUAAUAUGCAUUUAUAUUUUUACAGUCUAUGUGUAAAAGUAGAGGAAAAAUUUAACUACAGUAAUUACUGUAAACUCACAAAAAAUGUUAAUAAUUUGAACACACAAAAAUAUUACUACUGUUUGAUACAUCUGUGACAAAAAAUAGACUGCUUACAUAUCUAACACAACACAUAAUAUGGUCCACUUUGGAUAGACAUUAAAAGUAAUGCAUAAACCAAUAUUGGCAUCUCAGGAUAGCAGUAACUUGUUAUAUGUGCAUUAAUUGAUGAUAUUUUGAGACUUUAAAGAAAACAAACAAAUUAAAUAAAGUUCCAGAGUUAAAAUGUCCAUAAAAAUUUAGUACAUGUGACAGGAACAGAUAAUUAUAACAAGUGUAUUACUUGUGUAAUGAGCUGAUUGUCGCUACUAUGUAAUGAAAAAGGAUAAUUUAUUAAAAUUUUGAUUAAUGUGGUAGUGUAGCAAGGAUUUCAUUUCACAAAAAUUUCCUAUCCAGGAACUAUAAAACAGCUAUGAAUUUUUGUUUGCUGCAUGCUCGUUGUAAAUGCAUGUGUACCAUUGUAAUACCUAUUUUUCAUACAUUUUGAUAAUUUUAGGAAGUUUCAGUUUCUCUUGUUUGUAACGUGAAAAUUCUUUGGUGUGUAUACCUUUGCUGCAGAACUUCAAAAUGUAAUUACACUUGCCACUGCUAUUCAUAGUUAGGUGGGCAGCAUAUUUUUAAGGCGGUCUUUAAAGUAAUCUGGUUGAGAGAUGUGUGUUGAAGAAAUUUUAUAUGUAUUAAUAUAGAAUAUACUAUGCUUUUGUCACAAUAUACCAGCUUAGUUUUACUGCAUGGGUAAUUGUUUACUGUAAUGCAUUAUACUCCUUGCUUUAUCAUUCAUUCAUUCAUUAAAAAUAAAAUCAUACCUUAUUCAAAAUUUCGUGUUUAACUAAAUUGAAAUAUUUUACUUGAGGAUUGGCCAUGUAUUGCUGGAUUUAAUUCAUUGCUAUACAGCUUAAAUUCCCUAGUAGGGGUGUUCGAAGUUUCAUUCCAGUAAAAAAAAAUUUAACUUGGCCUCAUCUGAUCAAAUUAUAUAUUUUUUGUUUCAUAUAAUAAUCAGAUUUAAUCUGUUCCCAAACUUCUAUAGUCCUGUUGUAAUGCUUCAAAAAUUACUUCAGUUACUUGUACAGUGUAAAAACAUAAGUCUAAAUCAUAGACUAUUAUGACCAAAUGGAAUAACUACACCUUGGUAUGGAAAGGUUAUACCUGAUGUUUCACCAUGCCUUCUUUAAGUUAAUUGUCCUUAAAGAUGGCUGCAACAAGGCAUCCCUAAACAUUUGUGCCAAAUGUUACGGGGUGUGGUCUCAACAUCUAAGAAGAAAAGUUGCUGUGUAAAAACACUUUAAAUGUUUGUAGUUUUUAAUUUAUUUUCCCCCAUUAUUACAAUUUAUAUUUCAACUUUGAAAAUUUGAGAAUUAAAUACUCAACUUCAUAUUAGGUGCUCUAAAAAUUGAAUUUCGAACACCUCUAUUUCUAGUAAUUGCAUGUAAAGCUUUGUUUGGCUAGGUUGGCUUCUAGCCUAUAUAAACAUUUUUCCAGAACCAUUUUUGAGAAACACGCCACCGCAAUAUAUUUUCCCUGAACAGAAGGAGGCCACUGAUGUGUUUUUGAACCAGUUUGAGCCUUACAUG
Bacillus rossius redtenbacheri is the source of this 7549-nucleotide messenger RNA. RefSeq names its product paired amphipathic helix protein Sin3b (gene Sin3A). Gene Ontology annotation, cellular component: Sin3-type complex; chromatin. The record is from RefSeq and is a predicted model, not a curated record. Gene Ontology annotation, molecular function: transcription corepressor activity. The transcript is spliced from 20 exons. Lineage: Eukaryota; Metazoa; Arthropoda; Insecta; Phasmatodea; Bacillidae. Gene Ontology annotation, biological process: negative regulation of transcription by RNA polymerase II. The coding region runs from base 1191 to 4871 and encodes 1226 amino acids.